AUGUCAUCCACCGUCUACGCAUACUGCGUACUGACGGUCCAAGCACUCCUCGAACGCGGGGACGCCGCCGCCGACGAUGCCUUUGAGGAACUCGCCACAGCCCGGGCGUAUAUCGGCCUGUACAAAAGACGCCAGAAAUGGCGCCGGGGCGGCUACGAAGCCGGCGUGGACUACGAUGCCGUGGUGCGGGUCUUUGGUCCCCAUGCGACUGCGAAGGCUCCUUCCGUUCAGCAUAUAUUCGAGUGCCGUCGACAUGCGCACGUCAUUGCUGCUGGAUUUGCGUCGGCACGGGCUGGCCCUGUUAUUCUCGAAUCUCACGACGAAUGUCCUAUGCCUUGGGCCAACGGCUUUGUGUGCUUCAAGCGCAAGAAUUUGGAUCGGUACCGUGACAACACUGAUGGUCGUUACGACGGCGCGGCGCGGGCUGCAAAAAGGGUCCGCGUUGAAUCGGCACGGAAUGGCCUCGCGGGCUGGAGUACCAUGGCCCAAACAGGCGCUGCCCAGUUUUAUCUGGAGAUGGCAUACGACAACUUUGAUUGUGGCUUUCAGGGAGACCCCCAGCCUACGCUUGCGAGCCUUACCGAGGCGGACAUGGGUACCCAUGACGAGCGAGAGAAAGGGGCCAAACCGGCAGAGGCAGCAGGAAAGGAGAGGAGGUUGGAGGAUGAAUGCGAGUUGGCACUGUUGACGGGGGACGAGAAAGAUUUCGGUCCGGAGCAACUUGAAGAGGAAGUGAAUUUCUGGAGGAACUUCUAG
Molecule: messenger RNA, 756 nt
Organism: Verticillium alfalfae VaMs.102
Lineage: Eukaryota; Fungi; Ascomycota; Sordariomycetes; Glomerellales; Plectosphaerellaceae
Exons: 1
Coding region: 1-756 (251 amino acids)
Source: RefSeq, a predicted model, not a curated record